CGACAUGUGGUAAGAUGAAGUGCGAGAAGCGGCUGAGGAAAAUACAUUUACACACAUUUGCGUGUGGAAAUUAAAUCAGUUAGUCGAUUGCCAAGAUAUUUUUGGAAUUCUUGUGUCCGGAAGCACACGGUACGUCGGCGAUUCAGCCGACUGUGUCGCAUCUUGCAAUUUUGGAUCAAUCGGAAAAAGGCGAUUUCGGUUUCCUGUCGGUUUCCGCAAGAAGAGAAAAGAGGGGCACCGUAGGUGGACGAGGAGUUGCCAGACUUACGGGGUGACGCGGGCAUAUUUUCUCAAAAAAUCCAAAUAAAAAUGGCUGCAUUACCGCGAAGGAUCAUAAAAGAAACGCAAAGACUGAUGCAAGAGCCAGUCCCUGGGAUCAGUGCAGUACCAGAUGACACUAAUGCUAGGUAUUUUCAUGUAAUUGUCACGGGGCCUGAGGAUUCUCCAUUCGAAGGUGGAUUAUUUAAGCUCGAGUUAUUUUUACCAGAAGACUAUCCCAUGUCAGCACCAAAAGUUAGAUUUAUUACAAAAAUUUACCAUCCAAACAUCGACAGGCUGGGCCGGAUUUGUUUGGACAUUUUGAAAGACAAAUGGAGUCCAGCACUCCAAAUUAGAACAGUUCUUCUUUCGAUACAAGCGCUUUUAAGUGCACCCAAUCCUGACGAUCCAUUAGCAAAUGAUGUAGCCGAACUCUGGAAAAUAAAUGAAAGCGAAGCGAUACGUAACGCCAAAGAAUGGACCCGUAGAUACGCCAUGGACAACUGAUCUCAGUAUCGCCAGAUUAUGAUCAAACGCGCGAACGACGAUUUGUCAUCCUAAUCCUUUCCACUGUCACCUAAUCUACGCCAGCUGCACUUAUGUCCACAAUUUUGCCAUCAAAUGAAUAAAACAAUUUUUGUAAGCGCAGAUUGCAUGGGACUACUAUUUUCUAUAUAUUAUCGAGAAGGACUUGCAAGAUUUUCAAUAGCGGUGAAAAGAGUGGAAAAGAAGGCAGGUACUCAAGCCCUAUGAUUUGAAAUAUUUAGAAAUAUAAUGUUAAUAAAAUAAUAGUAAUAUUAAUAUUAAUAAUAAUAAUAAUAAUAAUAAUAAUAAUAAUAAUAAUUAAUACCUCUAAGCUCGAGCUCGUCUGAUCAUCCUUUUCGCUAUUACCAUAUAAACUAUUGAACUACAAAUAUUUCGCUUGCCGUCGUCGUUCUUCUGACACUAGAGUAUGAAAUUGUACAUAAUUUAUUUUUCGGUAAUUCAAGCAUGUAAUCUUGGGAUAAACGAUUUUCUGCAUUAUAAUUUUAAAGACAUAAGUCGCGGGCAAUCGGGCACUGCUAAUUCUCUUCAUCUUUUAUUGUAAAGUUAUAUAGAAAAUUUGUGUGCAAGUACAAAUUAAGCACAGCUUCUCGCAUAGAUCGAUUCCACUUUUUACGAUUGAUAAAAUAGGUUUGAAGUUUGCAUCUGGCUAAAAAUUUCUAACAGAGCCAAACAAAAUUUAAAAAAUAGCCGAAGAUCGACCUAAGAGUAAUUUUUAGCCAGGGCAGGUUCAGAAAAUAAUUAGAGAAAAGGAAAAAAGAUUUAAUUUAGCACUAUGAUGCAUUUGUAUUAGAUAUUUAGAUAAGGGCGAUAAUUAAUUGUCCUGACGAGUUUUAAAAGCUUAACUGGUGUGGUGAAAUAAAGCGACUUUUUUAAUUGACUCCCUGGCAUCAUGAAUUUAAUCAUACCAUACCAUUUAAGGAUUAAAACUUGAACACGAAAGGUCGAUCAAGUUGAAAUUGAACUUUAUAAUAGUUUACAAAGCGUAAGAUUUUUCAAUAUGAGUACUUUUAAGUUGGAGAAGACAAUGUAUUAUGGAUUGUAUCGAGUCGGUGAAAUUCGAGUGGAGCGGCAACAUUAUUUUCUUGAUGAGACGUAAUUCCAAGUGCAGAAGAUCGAAUGGUCUUUGAAACCAUACAAUAUGUAAAUUUAAUAAACAGUAAGAAAGAA
Messenger RNA from Belonocnema kinseyi, 1971 nucleotides. RefSeq names its product ubiquitin-conjugating enzyme E2 N. The record is from RefSeq and is a predicted model, not a curated record. The coding region runs from base 310 to 765 and encodes 151 amino acids. The transcript has 3 exons. Lineage: Eukaryota; Metazoa; Arthropoda; Insecta; Hymenoptera; Cynipidae.